AUGUUGGACAGUAUAUUUGACGAUGUAAAGCGCAUGAACAAACGGCAGUUUAUCUACCAAGUGUUAAGUUUUGGAAUGAUAGUUUCAUCAGCCCUGAUGAUAUGGAAGGGUCUCAUGGUUGUUACUGGUAGCGAAAGCCCCAUAGUCGUAGUAUUGUCUGGCAGUAUGGAACCUGCUUUCCACAGAGGUGAUUUAUUGUUUUUGACGAACUAUCCUGAGGAGCCAGUGCGUGUCGGAGAGAUUGUUGUCUUCAAAGUAGAGGGACGUGACAUUCCAAUCGUCCACAGAGUUUUAAAGCUGCAUGAAAAGAACAAUGGAACAGUGAAAUUCCUAACCAAAGGUGACAAUAACAGUGUAGAUGAUCGAGGCUUGUAUGCCCAGGGACAGCUAUGGCUUACAAAAAAAGAUGUUGUUGGUCGUGCAAGAGGGUUUCUACCUUACGUUGGCAUGGUUACAAUUUAUAUGAACGAAUAUCCAAAGUUUAAGUUUGCUGUGCUGGCGUGCUUAGCAAUGUAUGUGCUCGUGCACAGGGAGUGA
Arctia plantaginis is the source of this 537-nucleotide messenger RNA. The record is from the annotation of a GenBank genome assembly. Lineage: Eukaryota; Metazoa; Arthropoda; Insecta; Lepidoptera; Erebidae.